AAAGAGCUGAAGAACUACGCGAGGCAACGUGCUGGAAACCGUAGCCUACGGAACUGAAGUCACGCCUCCCAUGCGAGCUCUGGAGGGAGCGCUUUAUGUGUUGCACUGCGGGUAGUCUCCGGAAACGCGAUUCGCAGCGGGCGCAGGAAGCGGUCUUGAAUCUCCAGCUGCGGCCGAAGACUGUUAAACUACACACGCUGAAGGGGUUGGUUACGUGUUUUCUUCCUUCAGGACCGGAGCGGAGAGGAGCUGGGAUCGCCGCAGCAAUGGAACAGGCCUCGGAAAGGCGCACGGCCAGCGCGCUCUUUGCGGGGUUCCGGGCCUUGGGGCUUUUCAGCAACGACAUUCCACACGUGGUGCGGUUCAGCGCUCUCAAGCGCCGGUUCUAUGUAACAACCUGCGUAGGCAAGAGUUUCCACACCUAUGACGUUCAGAAACUGAGUCUGGUUGCAGUAAGUAAUUCUGUUCCACAGGAUAUCUGCUGUAUGGCAGCUGAUGGCAGAUUAGUCUUUGCUGCAUAUGGAAAUGUUUUCUCUGCAUUUGCCCGUAAUAAAGAGAUAGUACAUACCUUUAAGGGUCAUAAGGCAGAAAUCCAUCUCUUGCAACCCUUUGGAGACCACAUUAUCUCUGUUGAUACUGACAGCAUUCUUAUUAUUUGGCACAUAUAUUCAGAAGAAGAAUACUUGCAAUUGACUUUUGAUAAGACAGUAUUUAAAAUUUCUGCAAUUUUGCAUCCAAGUACCUACUUGAAUAAAAUACUUCUGGGCAGUGAACAAGGAAGCCUGCAAUUGUGGAAUGUAAAAUCCAAUAAACUUCUGUAUACAUUUCCAGGAUGGAAAGUUGGAGUGACAGCUCUUCAGCAGGCACCAGCUGUGGAUGUUGUUGCUAUUGGUCUUAUGUCAGGUCAAGUUAUCAUUCACAACAUUAAAUUUAAUGAAACAUUAAUGAAGUUUCGUCAAGACUGGGGACCCAUUACUUCAAUUUCAUUUCGCACAGAUGGUCAUCCUGUAAUGGCAGCUGGAAGCCCAUGUGGCCAUAUUGGACUCUGGGAUCUAGAGGACAAAAGAUUAAUCAAUCAAAUGAGAAAUGCACACUCUACAGCAAUUGCCGGACUGACAUUUCUCCAUAGAGAGCCACUUCUUGUCACAAAUGGCGGUGACAAUGCUCUCAGGAUAUGGAUAUUUGAUGGUCCUACAGGUGAAGGCCGACUUUUGAGAUUCAGAAUGGGUCAUAGUGCUCCUCUUACCAGUAUCAGAUACUAUGGACAGAAUGGACAACAGAUUCUAAGCGCAAGUCAAGAUGGAACUCUUCAGUCAUUUUCCACGGUACAUGAAAAAUUCAAUAAGAGUUUGGGACAUGGAUUAAUAAAUAAAAAGAGAGUCAAACGUAAAGGACUUCAGAAUACCAUGUCAGUGAGACUUCCACCCAUCACAAAGUUUGCAGCAGAGGAAGCUCGUGAGAGUGACUGGGAUGGUAUCAUUGCUUGCCAUCAAGGUAAGCUAUCUUGCUCAACCUGGAAUUACCAAAAAUCUACAAUAGGUGCUUACUUUCUCAAGCCAAAAGAAUUGAAGAAAGAUGACAUAACUGCAACAGCAGUGGAUAUAACUUCUUGUGGAAACUUUGCUGUAAUUGGCCUCUCAUCAGGAACUGUAGAUGUAUAUAACAUGCAGUCUGGUAUACAUCGAGGAAGUUUUGGCAAGGAUCAAGCUCACAAGGGAUCUAUUAGAGGUGUUUCAGUGGAUGGAUUAAACCAGUUGACAGUUACAACUGGUAGUGAAGGAUUACUCAAAUUCUGGAACUUUAAAAGCAAAAGUUUAAUCCAUUCUGUGGGCCUCAGUUCAUCUCCAAAUAUCAUGUUGCUACAUAGGGACAGUGGCAUUCUGGGACUCGCCUUGGAUGACUUCUCCAUUAGUGUUCUGGACAUAGAAACUAGGAAGAUUGUCAGAGAGUUUUCUGGACACCAAGGCCAAAUAAAUGACAUGGCUUUUAGUCCUGACGGUCGUUGGUUAAUAAGUGCUGCAAUGGAUUGCUCUGUUAGGACUUGGGACCUUCCUUCUGGGUGCCUGAUAGACUGCUUUUUGUUGGACUCGGCUCCUCUGAAUGUUUCUAUGUCUCCUACUGGAGACUUUCUGGCAACUUCCCAUGUGGACCACCUUGGAAUUUAUCUGUGGUCCAAUAUUUCUCUGUAUUCAGUUGUUUCAUUACGGCCACUUCCUACAGAUUAUGUCCCUUCAGUAGUAAUGCUUCCUGGUACUUGCCAAACCCAAGAUGUAGAAGUAUCAGAAGAAACAGUAGAACCAAGUGAUGAAAUGAUAGAGUAUGAUUCACCAGAACAGUUGGAUGAGCAAUUGGUGACUCUUUCACUUCUUCCUGAAUCACGAUGGAAAAACCUUCUUAAUCUUGAUGUUAUUAAGAAAAAGAAUAAACCAAGGGAACCACCCAAAGUACCCAGAUCAGCACCAUUUUUCAUUCCAACAAUUCCUGGCCUUGUACCCAGAUAUGCUGCACCUGAACAAAAUAAUGAUCCUCAGCAGUCUAAAGUGGUAAAUCUUGGAGUUUUGGCUCAAAAAUCAGAUUUCUGCUUGAAACUUGAAGAAGGACUGGUAAAUAAUAAAUAUGACAUGGCUCUCAACCUUUUGAAAGAAUUAGGCCCAUCAGGAAUUGAAACAGAGCUGCGAAGCUUGUCUCCUGAUUGUGGUGGGUCUAUAGAAGUCAUGCAGAGCUUCUUGAAAAUGAUUGGGAUGAUGCUGGAUAGAAAGCGUGAUUUCGAGUUAGCCCAGGCAUACCUUGCAUUGUUUCUAAAGUUGCACCUUAAAAUGCUUCCUUCAGAGCCAAUACUCCUAGAAGAAAUAACAAAUUUGUCAUCCCAGGUAGAAGAAAACUGGAUCCAUUUGCAAUCACUCUUCAAUCAAAGCAUGUGUAUUUUAAAUUAUCUCAAAAGUGCUUUGUUAUGAAAAUAAAUUUGUGACCAAACAAAUCAAAGACUUAGAUAUUAAAUAGGUUCAAUUGAACUCAUUUCUUAUUUUCCAAGUGUCAAUGUGAAAAGAAAAUAAGGGCUAGCACUCAUGACUGGUCAGUAAAUCUCCACUUUAAAUGCUGAAUAUUUAUUGAAGUAAAAUCACACAUGCCGUCUAGGCAUGGAUAAUGCCUGUAAUUCCAGCACUUGGGGAGGCCAAAGUGGGAGGAUUGCUUGAGACCAGCCUGGACAACAUAGCAAGCAAGAUCCCAUCUCUACAAAAAAGUUUAAAAAAAUAAAUUAUACCUACCUUUUGUUUUGAAGACUUAAAGAAUCUGCUCAAAUGAUUUAUUUUCUGAGUCUCUUCACAUUAACUUUUAUAUGAUUUUUUUAAAAAUUAUUAACUGCUUACGUUUUUUGAGUAUCUAUCUCAUAUAAGAGAUGCUGCAUGUUCACUGUGGAGUACUGCUGAAUUAAAUUGAAAAUGUCAGCUCUAGUGCUUUCUCCAUUGUAACAUACUGAAAGGAAGUAGUUCAUGGAUCAGAAAUGUGGGAGGCCCUUCCUUGCCCAAGGCAAAUUGCUAUAGACAUUUAAACUGAUGACAAGGAUAGGUAAGGGAAAUUCCAAAUUCGAUUGGAAGUUGGGCUUCAGAGGUUUUCCUUCCUCACUGAUGACCUUUUUAUUUGGAAACUGCUGAAUACACUUUUCUUUCAUAACCAUUCUGAAACCAGGUAGCCCUGGAGUUUUCUUUUUUUUCUCAUCAUCAUUUAGGUUUUUUUUAUGGCUCAAGACUUUUGCAAUACAUGAAUUAAAAAUUAACAGUUCUUUAAAGCACAGUGAUCUUAGUUUAUACAUUCAAAAGUUGGGUCUUUCAUGAAAUGCAGUGGAUUGAAUACAAACACCAAUAGCAUCUUGUUCAGAUAAGAGAGUUUUAGGGAAUAAUCUCAAGAAGAAGCAAAAGGUAUUUACCGGUGAUACCUUUAAUGUUCAUGUUUUUAUUUAAUGACAUAAGGUAAAAAUUAGUAAACUACUAAGGAAAUAAACCGAUCUGGUUAUUUUACUGAAUUUCAGGGAUUUUUUAGAAAUGUGUAUUGACUUAUUAAAGCCACUGAUGGAAAUGCUGAUAAUGACUUAAGUUCUUACUUAAAAAACUAUUAUUUUCCUCUUUGCUAAAUACUAUAUUCUAAAUUGGAAUAUGGCAAAAUUCUAAUAUAUAACUGUACCUAGUAAAGAUUGUAAAUCACUAAAACAAAAUGAUAAGCGCUAUGAACUGAAAUUGUAUUGCUUAUACAAAUCAUGAACCAAAUUUUCUUCUCUUUUUAAAGUGAGCAUAUAGACUUUAGUGUAUUGCUAUCAGAGAUAUAUUUAGGUAGUAUUACAUCAUCAUUUUGGCAGGUAAUCUUUUAGACUUUUCAUGUACUGUUUCCAUCAAGGGCAGGAAAGAAAUACAAAAUAUAAUUUUAUUUGUCUGUAUUUUCCUUAAAAAUAUAUCAAUCUGUGCAUGCUGGUUUAUCUUUAAAUUUUUAAAUUACAAAUGUAAUAUAUGACUACAUUUUGGUUGUGUACUUUUUUGAAAACCAUCUUCAGUCCCAAUACCCUCUGUAGAAGUAAGUUAUUAACUCUCCUAGAUCUUGUUUGAGACUGUUUUUAUGAAUGUUUAAGAAUGUGUAUAUAUUAUCUGCAGCCACAGGAAAUGUAUACUUGUGAUUUUUACGAACAUAUAGGUAUAUGAUUCUACAGCUUGCUGUUUCUACUCGGAAGUUUUUUAUUUUUGUACAUUCACAUUUACCUAAUCUCUUUUGCAGUGUCCAACAGUCUAUUUUGCCUGAUAGACACUUGAGGAAGUUUUCCUUCUUUUUUCUUCCUUUAUAAUUACAAACAAUGCUGGAAGGAACAUCAUUCUACAUGAGCCCUUUUUAUACAUACAUGGAUUUCUCUAGAGUGUAUGCUUAGGAUUUCAAUUUCAGGCUGGAGUAUAAGCAUUUUCAAUUUGAAGAGAUACUUCCAUAUGGCUUCCAGAAUGGCUGGAUCAAGUUAUAGUUCCCCUCAGCAACAAAUGAGAAUCUGCUUCCCCACAUAAUUAACGAAACUUGCUAUUAGAUUUUUGUAAUGUUUAUUAAUCUAAUUAAAAAAUUAUUUUUGUUUUAAAUCAAAUUUCUCACUAGUGAGGAUGGACAUAUUUUUGUAUGUUUAUUUUAGAACAUAUAAACAUUUGUGAAUUGUCUUUUUCCUCUACUGCUCAUUUUUCUAUUGAAUGAUUUGUCCUUUUAUCUCACAGAUUUGUUAGGAGUUCUCUUGUAUUUUCUGUGUUAAUCUUUUAUGCCUGUUGCCAGUGUUUUCUCCUCUUAGCCAUUUGGCUUUAAUUUUACAUGGUGUCUUUUUAAAUAAAUGUUUCAUAUUUGUGUACAAUCAAA
Molecule: messenger RNA, 5370 nt
Organism: Callithrix jacchus (white-tufted-ear marmoset)
Lineage: Eukaryota; Metazoa; Chordata; Mammalia; Primates; Cebidae
Gene: WDR36
Product: WD repeat domain 36
Biological process (GO): rRNA processing
Cellular component (GO): Pwp2p-containing subcomplex of 90S preribosome; small-subunit processome
Molecular function (GO): protein binding
Source: RefSeq, a predicted model, not a curated record